Molecule: messenger RNA, 2493 nt
Organism: Drosophila melanogaster (fruit fly)
Lineage: Eukaryota; Metazoa; Arthropoda; Insecta; Diptera; Drosophilidae
Gene: Fpgs2
Product: folylpolyglutamate synthase 2
Exons: 1
Coding region: 109-2385 (758 amino acids)
Biological process (GO): folic acid-containing compound biosynthetic process
Molecular function (GO): ATP binding; tetrahydrofolylpolyglutamate synthase activity
Source: RefSeq, marked reviewed
AAUAAAAAUUCUCAGAUACAGAUACAUAUACCGGAAAUUCCGUCAACAAAUUUCCAUGAUCAAAAUUCACAUAUUUCGUUGGCAUUUUAGUUAAACUUCUUUACAAAAAUGCAUUCAGUGUUGCCGUUGAUGUAUCGUAGAAGGAGUUCCCAUCUGAAGGCCCUCCAAUGGACGAUCCAGUCGAGCCAGAAUUUCUUCAAGAUGAGCUUCAAAGCGCCAUCGAUAAAAGUGCCUAAGGCUGCCGCCAUUAAGGAAUUGGCCAAUAAACCAACGCAACCCCAGUCUCAGCCCUCGCAAUCGCAGUCUUCGGCAACACAACCAACUCAACCGCCUCAGCAAGCGGAAAUCAAAAAGAAUCCUUUGACAAUGGGCGCCAUUAGCCCCGCACCACCCACUCCCAUUAGCCCAAAACCCUCAGUUCAACCAAAAAUCCCAGAUCAGCGGGCCAAGUGGAUGGCCAAGGUUUCUCCGGAAUCGCAGAGAAAAGCGAAAUUGGCAGCUGCAGGAGGUUCUCCGCCUUCCGGUCCACCAAAGAACCAGUUUAGCCAAGCAAAUAAUCCCAGUUUCGCGAUGCCCGGUCAAAGUUCGCCUGCAAACUUUAGUGCUGCACCUAAAACUCAAGCCUCCUGGCAGCAAAAGGUGGAAAAAUCUGCGGAAAAUGAAGAUUCCGGUGCAUUCAAGGGUGCCUCUUCUGAGUCUCAACGAAAAAACUGGAUGAACCGCAUGCAGGGAUCGCAACAAAGGAAACAGAAUCAGUGGCUGAAAGAGAUGCAGGCCAAACAGCAGGCUGGCAAGGAUAUUCAGGCACAGAAGAUGCAGAAAAUGGAGUCUCAAAAGGCCACGACGACCCCAGCUGCACCACCUAAAGAAGCGGCUCCAUCCACUCCACAACCGGCCGAAAAGCCCGAAGAAAAGAGUCCAGAACAUUUGGCAUACUUAGAUGCGAUCAAGCAACUGAAUAGCUAUCAGGUUUUGGAACCCACUUCCGGCAGAGCCACCACCAAGAGCAGUAGAAAGGAACAGGAUCCGGUUAUCGAGCAAACUUUGGAGUGCCUGGAAAAGUCGGGUCUUACGAAAAAGGAUCUGAAGGCCAUACCCGUAAUACAGGUAGCCGGUUCCAAAGGACGGGGCUCAACGUGUGCCAUCGUGGAGAGUAUUCUUCGGUGUCAUGGGGUGAAAACUGGUGUUCUCUCCUCGCCGCACCUGUUUUUAACCAGCGAAAGGAUAAGGAUCGACGGUGAACCCCUGAGCGAUGUUCAGUUUACGGAACUCUUUUGGAAAAUCAACACUGAUCUAGCGAAUAUGCAACCCACACCUUCCUAUAACAAAAUCAUGACGGUCAUGGCUUUCCACGCUUUCCAUCAAGCCGGCGUUGAGGUGGCCAUUUUAGAAGUGGGAAAUGCAGGCGCCAGUGAUGCCACCAACAUAGCCUCGCAUGCCCAGACCAUAGGGAUAACAACAUUGGGAUGGGAGCAGAGCUCGAAUUUGGGAAAUUCUUUAAGGGAUAUAGCCUGGGCGAAGGCGUCCAUUAUGAAGCCGGAGGCCAAUAUCUAUACGAAUGUCACCCAAACGGAAUGCUGUGAGGUUUUGGCCCAAAAGGCCAAACAAAUUGGCGCCCAACUUCGCCGUGUGCCAACAUUUAACGACUAUGUCGAAGGUGAUAUGAACAACAAGCUGCUGAUGAACAAGGCAAACUACUCUAUGAGAUUGAACGGAUCCCUGGCCGUACAAUUGGCCUACGAUUUUUUGAAGCGACACAAGCCCGAAUAUGUGGUAGGAUUGGAACAUAAUUCUACUCUGCUAACACCGGGAGCUAGUCGCGGAAUCGAGAUCUUUGAACAGCCCGGACACUUUGACUUCAUGCGACACGACAUGUUUAAUGUCUAUUUGGAUAGCGCCGAUACCUUUGAGUCGAUGAUGGCCUGCCGGGAUUGGUUUUACACCAGAACACGUGCAAAUCGACAGCCAAAAAUCCUGCUGUUUAACAAGGUCAACGAGUUCAAUGCCAAGGAUCUUCUGACUAUUAUACGCAGUAAUUUGCGCUUCGAAGAGGCCUGUUUUGUGCCCAAUCCCAACUACUUCGAGGGCGAAAUCCUGGCCGAGGAGGAUGGUAAGGCGAUGGUAUGGCACGGCAUGGAGGAGCUGCAAAGGGCCAAGAGGAAUGCCGGAAAUUGGAGAGCUCUCUGCGAGGAGAAUGGCAAAAGGGACAACUCGCAACUUUCCAUAUCCAUCAAUGCCUUCUUCGAGUACCUGACCAAUAAGUACGGCAAACAGAAGUACGGAAUGAAGAACGAACUGGAUGUCCUGGUCACCGGCUCCCGGCAAUUGGUGGCCGCCACCAUAUCGUGUCUACGAAAAAUGAAGUCAUCGAAUCCUUGGCAAUGAAAAUAUAGGCUUAGAGAAUUUUCCUAUGUUUUAUUCGCCUUAAAUUUCGUCGUGGUUUACGUUUACUUGUCUCUUUUUUUGUAUAUAAAUACAAUUGUAAAAAUGUUU